AACUUUCUCUUGUUCGUUCAACCAAACCAAAACAGAAAGAUCACAGAUCGUCAUCUUCUUUGCCAAGAUAGGAAGAAACAACUUCUAAUUUCCUUUCUGUGAACUGUGGUAUCCACUCAGCUAUUCGCAAUGAUAAGAUUUAUGCAGGAGUCGGCAGGUCCCGAGUUGGGGCAAGUGCCAGCGCAGUCAUCUCCUUCCAGCUCAGUCUCGGCUGAGCCUGGACAGGAGUUUGAAGUUUUCUUGAGCUUCCGGGGAGAGGACAACCGCAAAACGUUCACCGACUGCCUAUACCACAGCCUGACAGAAGCAGGGAUCCGUGCCUUCAGGGACAAUGAAGAGCUCCAUGUUGGGGAGGAGAUCGGGACCAAACUCAUGAGAUCCAUUAAGCAGUCGAAGAUCUGCAUACCCAUUUUCUCUAAAGGUUAUGCUUCGAGCAAGUGGUGCCUUAAGGAGGUGACUGAGAUGGUGAAGUGCAUCAAGGAGGCUACUGAACAUCUGAUCAUGCCGAUCUUCCUAGAUGUCACGCCUGAUGAGGUCCAACACCAAACUGGAUGCUAUGCUGAAGCAUUCUGCAGGCAUGAGAAGAAGUAUGACCUGGAGACAGUGCAGGGGUGGAGGGAUGCCCUCAAAGAGAUUGUCAAAUUGAAGGGUCUGGAGCUCAGCGAAGUGGCAAACGGAAAUCAAGGAGAAUUCAUUAAGUUGGUGGUUGCAAGGGUUCUGAGAGAACUGAAGCAAGCCAACUUGAAUGUGAGUGAGAUCUUAGUUGGAAUCGACGAUCAUAUGGAAGAAGUUAUACAACUAUUGGAGGUUGGCUUAAAAGAUGUUCGGGCUGUGGGCAUCUGGGGCAUGGGCGGCAUCGGAAAGACGACUCUUGCCAAGGUCAUCUACAACAAACUUCUGGAUCAGUUUGAGUUUUGUUGCUUCCUCAAUGAUGUUCGGGAAAUCUCCGAAAAGAAGGGUCUCCCGUCCUUGCAAACAAAACUGGCCUCAGACAUCUCAAGGGGCAACCAUGAAGAAUUUGCUAAUGUUGACGGAGGAAUCAAUGUACUUAAGAAAAGGCUUCUCGACAAGAAGGCCCUCGUUCUUCUUGAUGACGUUGAUGACAUUAGCCAACUUAAAGCGCUAGCAUCAGAUCUUGGCUGGUUUGGUCCAGGAAGUCGGAUUAUUAUCACAACUAGAGACAGGAAAGUUCUCAAUCUAUUUCAGAACUGCUCCAUUUAUGAAGCUGAACUAUUGAGUGAAGAUCAAGCUUUAGAACUCUUCUCUAAGCAUGCAAUUGGAGAUGCCUUGCCCUCGACUGAAUUUUACAAUCUGUCCUGCAAUAUCGUGGAGAGAACAGGAAGGCUUCCCCUGGCGCUUGAGGUCAUAGGUUCAUUUUUAUCUGCCUAUCGUGGAUGCAUGGACAUUUGGAAGGAUACAGUGGAGCAGUUGAAGAGAUCAGAGUCUAACAUGGACGUGCUAGAUAAUUUGAUGAUCAGUUACAAAUCGUUGGAAUACAAACAACAGCAGAUAUUUCUAGAUAUUGCAUGUUUUUUCUCCGGAGCAAAUGUUAGAGAUCUGAUUCCCAUGUGGGAUGACUGUGGCUUUUUUCCAACAGUUGCGAUUGAAAUCCUCCAGCUAAAGUCUCUGAUUAGAAUCCGAGAUGGCAACACUCUUUGGAUGCACGAUCAGCUUGUCGACCUCGGGAGGCUUAUUGUGGAACAAGAAAACUACAAAGAACCAGGGCUACGAAGUAGGUUGUGGAGAAGUGAAGAAGCUAUUGAUGUAUUAAUGGGAGAGCAGGGAAGCUCAAAAGUUGAAGCUGCUGCAAUUUCGGCAUAUAAAGGAACAGUUACUUUCACGAAUGAGUGUUUUAAGAAUCUAUCUAAGCUAAGGGUUCUUCAGCUGGAUGGUGUUAAACUUGACGGAACCUUUCUGCAUUUUCUGCCAAAGCUGAGAUGGCUCAGAUUGCCCAAGAAGACUGUGUCUCUGCCGGCUAAUUUGCAUCUAAGUUAUUUAACUUUCCUUGAUCUAUCAAGCAGCAUAAUUGAUGGGGACUUGAUCAGUUGGAGCUCAAUCAAGAUGGGGAAGUUAAAAAUUCUUAAUCUAUCUCACUGUUGGAAACUCAAAAGAAGUCCUGAUUUUUCCGCAUUUCCAGCCUUGGAGAGAUUGAUUCUUACAUCCUGUUAUGCUUUGGAAUGGGUUGACUCAUCAAUAGGGCUCCUCAAAGCUUUGAAACAUGUAGAUAUGAGGGAUUGCCGGGGAGUAAGGAAGCUGCCAGAGCAGUUGGGUUCUUUGGAGGCAUUGACUGAGCUUCUCAUUGACGGAACUCCUAUAUAUGAAAUACCGAUAUCAAAAGGUAUGAAGAAGCUUGAGAUUCUAUCUGCCAAUAAUUGCCUGCGCCUUAAUAGAAUUCCAGAGUCAGUUGGAUCCCUGAUAAAGCUAAAGCAGCUGUUGCUAGCAGACUGUGAUGCUUUAACUAAGCUCCCGGACUCCGUUGGGCAGUUAAGCUCCUUAGUAGAGCUGAAUUUGGAGAGAUCUGGAGUAACUCAUUUACCGAGGACUCUUGGAAAUUUAGAUAAGCUUGAAGUACUAGCCGGUGCCUUUGCUUCGAUAUGGAUAGUUCCAAACAAUCUCAGGGGCCUCUCGAAUCUAAGAAUGGAGAGAUCACACUUGAGAAUGGGUAAGAGGACUCCUGCAUACAUUAGUAGAUUUUCUCAUCCUCAGAAUGGUGUUGGUAAUUUUUUUGUCACAUAUAGUGUAAAAUCCCCUGGCUCCUCGAUGCUCACUUUACUAGAUCUCUCGGGAUUGGUUGACUUAAAAGAAUUGUAUCUAUGUGGGGAUUUUCUUAAGGAAGAAUGCCUGGCUAAGCUAAGCAAAUUGGAGAUAUUGGUUUUGAUAUCAGUAAACAUCAGCACUGUUCCUAAAGAGAUUGGCGCCUUCUCUUCGCUGGAAAUAAUUAAUAUCUCUGCUUGCAAAGAACUCAAAUGCCUUCCUACCCUUCCUGCAAGUCUGCUUUCGCUCAAAGUUAUUCAGUGUCCAUCACUCAAGAGGUUUCCAAAUGUUUCCAACCUCAAGAAACUGAUGGAAUUACUUGUGCAUUCCUGCUCCGUCCUCAGGGAAAUCGCCGGCCUUGCCAAUCUAAUCUCCCUGUAUUCUAUGGAGAUACGCGACUGCCCUAUAGCUAUGCUUGAUGGUCUUGAAAAACUUGAAUCUUUAAUUAUUUUGUCUGUUACAUCCUGCAAUGUUGUAAGACUGCCAGAAUUGUCGAGGUUGAAGAAUUUGUGGCACAUAGAUGCUUCGGAUAACAGGCAGUUAGUCAAGAUUCAAGGCCUUAACAAUUUGUGCAAGGUAAAAACUCUGGACCUCUCCAACUGCAUAUCCCUAGGGCGAUUACCGAAAUUAUCUGACCUGGAGUCAUUGGAGAUGUUGAACAUCAACAAUUGCAAAGCAAUUGAAAGCCUACAUGAUCUGCCAAGGUCGCAGAAGCUAAGAAAGUUGGAACUGAAAGCAUGCAAAAAGUUGUGCCAGCUUGAUGGACUGGAAGAAUUGAAGUCCCUGGAAGAACUGCGCAUAAUAGGGUGCGAUGCAAUUGAAAGCCUACCUGACCUAUCAAGAUUGCAGAGGUUAAAGACUCUGAAAAUCAAAGCAUGUGAGAAGUUGAGCCAACUUUCGGGGCUCGGGGAAUUGGAAUCUCUGUUGGUAUUGGACAUAAGACGGUGCAUAUCAAUUGAGAGGCUACCUCAUCUGUCAAAGACACGGAGAUUGACAUCUGUGAAGAUAAAAGCGUGUGAAAAGUUGUACGCAUUCGAGGGGCUUGGAUUGGAGUCACUGGACAAACUGGUCAUAGAGGAUUGCAAGGCAAUUGAAAGCCUGCCUGAUCUGUCAAGGUUGCAGAAGCUAAGAGAGUUGAAACUGAAAGCAUGUGAGAAGUUGAGCCACCUUUCGGGGCUCGGGGAAUUGGAAUCUCUGUUGGUAUUGGACAUAAGACGGUGCAUAUCAAUUGAAAGGCUACCUUAUCUGUCAAAGCCACGGAGAUUGACAUCUCUGAAGAUAGAAGCGUGUGAAAAGUAGUACGCAUUCGAGGGGCUUGGAUUGGAGUCACUGGACGCACUGGUCAUAGAGGAUUGCAAGGCAAUUGAAAGCCUACCUGAUCUGUCAAGGUCGCAGAAGCUAAGAAAGUUGGAACUGAAAGCAUGCAAGAAGUUGUGCCAGCUUGAUGGACUGGAAGAAUUGAAGUCCCUGGCAGAACUGCGCAUAAUAGGGUGCGAUGCAAUUGAAAGCCUACCUGAUCUAUCAAGAUUGCAGAGGUUAAAGACUCUGAAAAUCGAAGCAUGUGAGAAGUUGAGCCAACUUUCGGGGCUCGGGGAAUUGGAAUCUCUGUUGGUAUUGGACAUAAGACGGUGCAUAUCAAUUGAGAGGCUACCUUAUCUGUCAAAGACACGGAGAUUGACAUCUGUGAAGAUAAAAGCGUGUGAAAAGUUGUACGCAUUCGAAGGGCUUGGAUUGGAGUCACUGGACAAAUUGGUCAUAGAGGAUUGCAAGGCAAUUGAAAGCCUGCCUGAUCUGUCAAGGUUGCAGAAGCUAAGAGAGUUGAAACUGAAAGCAUGUGAGAAGUUGAGCCACCUUUCGGGGCUCGGGGAAUUGGAAUCUCUGUCGGUAUUGGACAUAAGACGGUGCAUAUCAAUUGAAAGGCUACCUUAUCUGUCAAAGCCACGGAGAUUGACAUCUCUAAAGAUAGAAGCGUGUGAAAAGUUGUACGCAUUCGAGGGGCUUGGAUUGGAGUCACUGGACGCACUGGUCAUAGAGGAUUGCAAGGCAAUUGAAAGCCUGCCUGAUCUGUCAAAGUCGCAGAAGCUAAGAGAGUUGAAACUGAAAGCAUGCGAGAACUUGUGCCAGCUUGAUGGACUGGAAGAAUUGAAGUCCCUGGAAGAACUGGACAUAAUAGGGUGCAAUGCAAUUGAAAGCCUACCUGAUCUAUCAAGGUUGCG
This is a messenger RNA of Punica granatum (pomegranate), 4970 nucleotides long. NCBI's taxonomy places the organism in Eukaryota, Viridiplantae, Streptophyta, Magnoliopsida, Myrtales, Lythraceae. The record is from RefSeq and is a predicted model, not a curated record.